Molecule: messenger RNA, 2452 nt
Organism: Puntigrus tetrazona (Sumatra barb)
Lineage: Eukaryota; Metazoa; Chordata; Actinopteri; Cypriniformes; Cyprinidae
Gene: faim2b
Product: Fas apoptotic inhibitory molecule 2b
Exons: 12
Coding region: 109-900 (263 amino acids)
Biological process (GO): negative regulation of apoptotic signaling pathway
Cellular component (GO): Golgi apparatus; membrane; endoplasmic reticulum
Source: RefSeq, a predicted model, not a curated record
GACAUAAUAAAAGCCUGGAGUAAAUCUCCACUCCAACACACAUGACCCACAUCCAGCACAACUACACCCGCUCCAUCUGCUGAGAUAUUAAAUACAUAAACAACCAGCAUGACGCAGAAAAAGGUCGCACCAACAGUACAAACUGUUGAAGGAAACAUGCCUCCAAGCUAUGAAGAGGCAAACUCAGGAUGUCCAGGUUACUACUACGGCGAAGGAACUUUUUCCUGGGACGACAUGUACAUCAGACGUGUUUUUAUACGAAAGGUUUAUUCGAUUCUGAUGCUGCAGCUCUUCUCGACCGUAGCAGUUAUCGCUCUCUUCACAUUCUACGCUCCAGUGAGGUUAUACAUUCAGACACAUCCUGUUUUAUACUCCAUGUCCAAUCUUCUGUUUCUUGUCACGUAUAUCUCACUGGCUUGCUGCGGUGAUUUGAGGAGGCAGUUUCCAUGGAAUCUCAUUUUGCUCACAAUCUUUACUCUGAGCAUGGCUUGCAUGUUGGGUUUUAUCUCUAGCUUCUACAACACCAAGUCUGUGGUGCUGUGCAUUGGCAUCACCGCCACAGUGUGUCUGUGUGUCACCAUCUUCAGCUUUCAGAGCAAGAUUGACAUCACCUCUUUUCAAGGUCUUCUCUUCAUUCUGUGCAUGGUCAUGUUUUUCUGUGCUAUGGUCAUGGGAUUUGUGGUUCCCUUCGGCUACGUUCCCUGGUUGCAUGCGGUCUACGCCAGCGUAGGAGCUGUCGUCUUUACCAUGUUUCUCGCCUUUGAUACACAGCUGCUGAUCGGAAACAAGCAAUAUGCAAUGAGUCCUGAAGAAUACAUCUUCGCGACGCUCACUCUGUACCUGGAUAUUGUGUACUUGUUCACGUUCCUGCUGCAGUUGUUUGGUAGUGGCAGAGAAUGAGCUCGGUUGUGUUGUAACGUAACGUCAAAUAUCGAUAGCUGUUCUGCAACCUCAACGUUUUUAGAAACAACACGUGGCCUUUAAUUUAUUGUUAGGCUUAAAGAAAAUCAGCUUCGUACGAAUGUUUUCUCAGGAACCGACUUUUCACAUUCUGACUAUAUUUGGUUAGAUAUCAUAGGACAGAUUUGGAAAUGCCCAUCAAAUCUGGGCUUUAAGUAUAAAAACGAUUGCUUGAAAGUAAGGCUCUUUUUCUUUUUGCUUACGACUAAAGAUUUUAAUCAUAAUUGUGUGUCAAUGACAAUCCUCACUCAGCUGGUAGCUGAAAGUUCGAAAGUGGAGUUUAUAUUAAGCUCAAUUAUUUUCAUAUCAAGAAUCUGUGUUUUUUCAUAUACAUAAAUGUUGUACGCAGUCAUUCAGUGUAACGACACGUACAUGUAACCAUCAAAAUAACUGAAUAUUAUAAAUAUAAAUAUUUGAUGAUCACUAUUUGUCAUCGUGAGAUCACUUAUGACGUCACUCAUGUACUGUAACUUUCACAUACAGUUUAUUCAGUAUUUUACCGUUAAUCAUAUAUUAUCUGUUGCCGGUUCAGUGUAGUACAGCCUGUCCUUAUUAAGAAAUUCACAUUUCGGUCUAUAAAAAAAAUAACAGGUAAACAUAAUUCUGAUAGUCCACUUGAGGAACAGUAACUAUCCUUGCAACUGCAUGUCAACUAGCAGUUAGUAGAGUAUUUGUGCACUAGUUACAAAGUUACUUCUAGUUAGUCUGAAGUGGAUUAUCAAAAUAGAGCGCAACCUAAUAAUGCACAGAAAUGAAAGAUAGAUCCUAAAUUGUGUUAGGUGUGCAACGCAGCAGGCUUCAGGAAUACACGAUUCCCCCGAGUACUGGAGAGAUCUCCGCGACAAGGUUUUGGUGUUCGUUGCUAACUGGGUACGAUAAAGCUAGAAAAUGGAGGAAGAAUGUCAGCAAACAAGUAUGAUUGCAGUGAGUUUGUGGACUGAUAAUAAUGCUUAGAAGAAAACGAAAUAAAGGAACCGUGUCAGAUCUUUUUUACGUGUUGUGCGUGUUUGGAUUUUACUCGUAUACUGGUCAGAAAUCUCAACGCUCGCGAUACACCAGUGAAUCAAAUCACUGGGGGUUUGUCAUUUAAUAAGGACUUCAUGCACGCUAUAUGCAUUCCAUCCAAAGCUGUGGUCAUCAUUGCAAUUUUGAGAGUGAUUGGUGCAUUUAUAUGUGGAGGUCACUCCUAAAUGUUUGCGGUGUGUACAUGGCCACUUAACUUAAAAACCAAAAUGUCUAAUUCUGAAUGAAAUAUAUAGAGAACGUGAUGGGGUUAAGUCGAUUGGUGGGUUCAUGAGAUUGCGGCCAGGAGUUAGUUAAACUUACUGAUCAUUUCAUUAAAAUGAAGGAACGAAAAUUAGGAAAUGAAUGAAUAAAUCCUGCUACAGGUCUCAAAACCAAGUCAAAAUAGUCAGGCCCGUGAUCUAGCAUCUCCUCUCUUCUUUUGGGCAUCGAGGUCACGACUUUCUGGGGCCUCACUCAUAAAACCGUC